UAUUUUAUUUUAUUUUUUGUAACAUAUUUUAUUUUAGCGGUAAAUUCUAUCGAUGAUGAGGAAAUAUCUCAUCUAUGGAACGCAAUAAAAGAUGGUAAAAACGACUAUAUAAUGUGGCACGACUUCAUCGUGUAUUAUGGCGAGGAAGAAAAUGAAUUUCGUGUUCUAACAGAAAGAUUCGGAACCAAAUGUACGAAUGAUAAAGGUCAAAAAGAAUACAGAAUUAAUUAUGCAAAAUUUACCGAGGCCGUGUUGGAAGGCCGCAUACCAAGAUGGCCUAUACCUGUGUUACGCCGUGAAUUUAACAAAAUUGCCUCAAAGGGGAAAUAUGGACUCCAAAACAUUACUAUCAACGACAUGAAAAAAUACUAUGAAGAAGAAGAAUAUACUUCAGAGCAACUCGAUGAUAUUAUGGCUAAAUUCGGAAUUUCGUCAGAAGGAGAAUGGAAACUAUUUUUCCAUGACUUUAAAAGAGCUGUGAACACUGGGAGACUUCCAGAACCAAAAAUUGAAUGCGUUUGUGGCCGUCGCUAUAAGGUGUAG
Molecule: messenger RNA, 543 nt
Organism: Adelges cooleyi (spruce gall adelgid)
Lineage: Eukaryota; Metazoa; Arthropoda; Insecta; Hemiptera; Adelgidae
Exons: 5
Coding region: 112-543 (143 amino acids)
Source: RefSeq, a predicted model, not a curated record